Messenger RNA from Cricetulus griseus (Chinese hamster), 1105 nucleotides. The record is from RefSeq and is a predicted model, not a curated record. Lineage: Eukaryota; Metazoa; Chordata; Mammalia; Rodentia; Cricetidae.
GAGUAUUUAUCAAUACAUAAUAAAACAAACAAAAUAUAUUUGCACCAUCCAUCUAUUCAUAUGCAUCUACAUAGCAUUAAAAGAUAAGAAACACUUCAAGGUGAAAGACAUGCCUUGCAAAGGCCUCAGAUGGGUGUAUACAAGGAAGCUACCACAGAGUUUUGCACAGCUUGGCAAAAUGUUUGUGAAAGGGGCCUUCAUUUGCAAGAUGGUGCCAUUUGUCCAGUGCACUGCCAUUGUGACAGAAAUCCUUACUAUGACCUGCAUUGCCGUGGAGAGGUCACAGAGACUUGUGCAUCCUUUUAAAAUGAAGCAACAGUACACCAAUCAAAGGGCUUUCACAAUGCUAGGUGUGGUGUGGUUGGUGGCCGUCAUCAUAGGAUCACCCAUGUGGCAUGUGCAGCGACUUGAGGUUAAAUAUGACUUCCUAUAUGAAAAAGAGCACAUCUGCUGUUUGGAAAAGUGGAGCAGCCCCAUGCAUCAGAAAAUCUACACCACCUUCAUCCUUGUCACCCUCUUCCUGCUGCCUCUCUUGCUGCUGCUUGUCCUCUAUGGUAAAAUUGGUUACGAGCUUUGGAUCAAGAAAAGAGUGGGGGAUGGCUCAGUGCUGCAAACUAUUCAUGGAAAGGAAAUGUUCAAAAUAGCCAGGAAGAAGAAGAGAGCUGUGAUCAUGAUGGUGACAGUGGUGGCUCUCUUUGCUGUGUGCUGGGCACCUUUCCACAUCGUUCACAUGAUGAUUGAAUACAGUAAUUUUGAAAAGGAAUAUGAUGAAGUCACAAUCAAGAUGAUUUUUGCUAUAGUGCAAAUAAUUGGAUUUUUCAACUCCAUCUGUAAUCCCAUUGUCUAUGCACUUAUGAAUGAAAACUUCAAAAAAAAUUUUGUGUCUACAGUUUGCUAUUGUGUAGUAAAAGAAACCUUCUCUCCAGCACGGAAGCAUGGAAGUUCAGGAGCUAUGGUUAUGCAGAGGAGAGCAAAGUUAGCUAGCAGAGAGAAUCCUGUAGGGAUCAGAGAAGAGGCAUUUGGGAACAACAACAUCAGUGUCAAGUGGUGUGAACAGCCAGAGAAGAAGAAGAAGAAAUCACAAGUGGCAACUUGUCCUCUUUAG